AUGGUCAUCAUUUUUGGUACUCUUCAUGUUAACAAUCUUGCCGACAACCUCUUUCUUCACGGCUUGAAGAAGCGAUGUGAUUUGGUUUUUAUUAAGUCUCUUAUCAAUCCCCUUUACAAAAUCCUCGCAGCCUUUUUUCACAGCCUCAAUGUUCGAAGUGAUGUCAUUGGCGCUCUUUUCUUGUGUAACCUUUUCACCGGCUGCUUUUGCUUCGCUGUGAAGCUGCUUCUUAAUCUGGUCGAUAAUUUCGUCACGAAAGAUCUUGUCAAAUGUGAUAUCAUCGCCCAGCACCAUCCUCGUCCGGCCAUCAUUGACAUGCUGUUUAAUCCACUCGCUAAACCACUCCACAACCCUCUGUCUUUGCUUGCCCAAAAUGCCCUGCAACCAACCAUUCACAAUUUCGUUAAACUGCGUCCCGUCACUCCCGGUGAACGCAUUGAAAUAAUCCUGCACCUUGGACUUAAUCCCUUCCAGGCCUUGGCCACCUUUAUUGUCCCAACCUGUACCUCCAGUCCCCUUAAUCUUUUCAACUUCCCCUUUAAUAUGAUCGAGAAUCUUUUCCAACUUUUUUGCAUUUUCCCCGCUGAGCCCAUCAAACGUCCCGCCAAGCCCCUCAAUCGCCUUGUCAACUUCACCGACUUUCUGGCUAAGCGGAGUUUGGAUAUGAUUAUCAAAAUUACUGUCAAGGCCAUUCACCGCUCGCUGAAUUGA
This is a messenger RNA of Babesia ovata, 711 nucleotides long. RefSeq names its product alpha beta hydrolase, putative. The transcript has a single exon. NCBI's taxonomy places the organism in Eukaryota, Apicomplexa, Aconoidasida, Piroplasmida, Babesiidae. The record is from RefSeq and is a predicted model, not a curated record. The coding region runs from base 1 to 711 and encodes 236 amino acids.